Molecule: messenger RNA, 784 nt
Organism: Schistosoma mattheei
Lineage: Eukaryota; Metazoa; Platyhelminthes; Trematoda; Strigeidida; Schistosomatidae
Source: the annotation of a GenBank genome assembly
AUGGUAGUAAAUUAAAGGGUAUUUCACACAUAGAUAACGUUCUCGAAAAUAUGCUUUAAUAAUUAGUGUGGAUACAGGUACAGAACUGGUAAUUCAACGACCAGUUUUCCACUUCUACAUUUGUUUCACGCUCAACGCCAUUGCGUAAAUGCAAGCUCAUCAUGUUCCAACAAAUUAGUUAUACCAAAUAUCAUUAUUCUAAAACUUCAUUGAUGAUAUUAGUUUGGUAACUUGCAUCCUUUAAGUGAUUCUGGUCAUUUUACUGCAAUGAUCCAAACAUCAUUCCAUGAUGUUAGUUACAACAAUCAUCAAGCUUCCGACGAUUUCCUUUCCCGACAGCAUAAACUCAGAGGUUUAUCAAACGCCAAUCGAAAACUACAUUUGAUUUCAGUUUGUUUGACAAUCACAUCGAAACAAGCUACACGAUACCGAACCUCUACAUUACUAACAUGGCAUGUGUUCGGUUACAACGAUGAUAGUGUAACUACCCUGAAACAUCGACUUCGGUGGCUUGGACACGUCUUACGAAUGUCGUGUCAGAGAUUCCACGUCGCGCAUUGUUUGCCGACACUGGGACCAGCUGGAAAACCGGAGAGGUGGUUAGGUUGUGUCAUGGUAUCAUGGUAUAAAAGAUGUACAGAACUGGUUUCUGUUGGUCCUUCACGAUUCUCUGGUUGGGGUCCUAGAGAUGGUGCAACACAGUGGCUUGAGACGUAAUCAGACAUGGUUCAAAAUAGAAGCUAGUGGCGGUCCAGUCGUAACUUUCUUUUACUUUCUUCAUAAA